AUUGAAAAGAAUGAAGAUGUAGUCCUGGGUAGAAGUAAAUCCCAGUUGGUUCAAAGAGGCUUUUUCCAAAAUAGGGGAGGAAUAAAACUGCAUUCUGCAUUUUUAAUGUCUUCAAGUCAUUCUUGACUCUUGUUGCCAUGAUGCCUGCUGCAAUAAAAAAACUCGAGAACACACCAAUGUAUGAUCCUCACCUUCUUGAAGAGCUUGAUUGGACCCAAAAUACUGCAACAUUUUCUCCUGCUAUUUCUCCUCAGGAUCCAGGAGAGGGUUUAGUUCUAAGACCUCUUUGCAGUGCUGACAUCAACAGAGGCUUUUUAAAAGUUCUAGGUCAACUGACUGAAACGGGAAUUGUUAGCCCCCAGCAAUUCCUUGAAAAUUUCGAACACAUGCGGAGUUCUGGGGACUACUAUGUUACAGUUGUGGAAGAUACUAAGCUAGGAGCGAUUGUAGCUACUGCAACCUUAGUCAUAGAACAUAAGUUCACUCACUCAUGUGCAAAGAGGGGCAGAAUAGAAGAUGUUGUUGUAAGUGGAGAUUGCAGAGGAAAACAGCUUGGGAAACUAUUGAUGUCAACUCUUACACUGCUAAGCAAGAGACUAAAUUGCUACAAAAUUACUCUUGAGUGUCUGCCAAAAAAUGUAGCUUUCUAUACAAAGUUUGGAUACUCAGUAUCUGAAGAAAACUAUAUGUACCAAAGGUUCUUCAAUUAAAGAAUUUCCAGCUGUCAUCUCUUAAUCAACUAUUGGUGGAGGAACUUGUACUACUGACUUCUUUUCAGAAAGCAAAUUCCCUGCAAAUAAAUAAUGAAUAGAUAUGAGACUACUAUGCUGCAGACUUUGAUUUUUGAUUUCCUAGUUACCAAGGUAACCUAUUAUAAGAAGUUUCCUAUUCAGCCAGUAUUUUUUUUUAUAGCUAGGAAAUGAGCCAUCUUUGCAAGGUAAGGAUGGCUUCUUCCCCAAAGUAAAUUUUAAUUUGAUGGGCUUUGUUUCCUUACCUUGCAUUUUUCUGUGAUGUGCUGCUUUUUGUUGGCAGCUAAACAGUAACUAGUAUGUUGGAAAUGUUUUUGUAAUUUUUUGUCACAAGGAAAACACUUGCAAGUUUUAUCUUUUAUGUUGACUUUUAAUGCACUUCAAAAUGGAUAAUCCCUAGUAUAGAUGUGUAGCUUGGUUUUAUUGGUUCUAUUGUUCUCACAAUGGAGAGAAAUUAUUACAAGUGGCAUUCUAUGCUUUGGCUGAUGCAUCGAAAUACCUCAUCUUUGCCUUUUCCAACUUGGUGCCCUUUAGAUAUGUUGAACCAAAGGUCUUAUAGUCAGUACAGUCUGUCUUGAACCAUUUCACAAAUUGAAGCAAAACUUGUAUAUGCAAAAUUUAUCAAUUUUUAAAUAUAUACUUUCUGUAAAAUAUAUGGUUUCGCAGAGGUAUUUUGUGCUUAAAAUCUUAGUUACAUUAAGUAUAAUUAUUGUCAAUGUAUUCAGUAGACUCUACAAAAAUGUUUCAUUAUGUUUUUUUUUUGUUUUAGAAGAAAUAAUUUAGCACUUUGCUUCAUUAUACACAUACCACGUUGGCUCAUCCACUCUCUAAAAGUAAUCAGAACUAUGUCUAAAAUGGACUCUGUUUCUGCAGAGUUUUUAAAGACAGUUUCUGAAGUACAAGGCAUCCAUAUGACCCUAAAACUCAUCUAAAAAUGCAAAAUUCUAGUUGAAUAAUGAGCACUUCUAAAGGAAUGCAGGUAGGCCAGAAGAGUAGUACUUUUAGCACCCCUGCAUAUUAUUG
Molecule: messenger RNA, 1772 nt
Organism: Notechis scutatus (mainland tiger snake)
Lineage: Eukaryota; Metazoa; Chordata; Lepidosauria; Squamata; Elapidae
Source: RefSeq, a predicted model, not a curated record